UCGAAGGAAGUAACGACCAGGCAACUUUUCCACGAUGUCUCUUUCCUCCUAUAUAAUUCUCUUCGGAUUAGCCAUCUUUGGAAUUCAUUUCUGGCUGCAAACUAAAAGUUAUAUUUUCCAGCAUGAAGAAGUUUCGCGGAUAGCCAAACGCCAUGCAGGGAACGACAAAAACAUUCGUGCAAUGUUCACAAAGAUAGCUCUAGACCUUGAAAAAAAGUACCCAGGUCACAUCCUACCUGAAGAGUCAAGACAGUGGCAGUUUGUGAAUGCUGGGGGCUGGAUGGGAUCGAUGUAUUUACUGCAUGCGUCUCUGACCGAAUACGUACUAUUCUUUGGUACAGCUGUUGACACACAAGGACAUUCAGGACUCUACUGGGCAAACAUUUCUGACACGGUACUAGCUGGCUCCCUACGUCAGUGGAAGGAUGGCACCCUUGAAAGUCAGGUGUAUGGUGCAGGAGACCUUGUGCUUCAUGGCUGGGGUGAGGUUGCUGCUGUGCAAUUUUCGGCUGGAACAUGGAUGGUGGAAUAUGGUCGUGGCUUUGUUCCUUCCACUCUUGGGUUUGCACUGUGGGAUUCCAUCUUUAGUACACUGGACUUUGUUUCAGCUUCAAAACUGAUUGCAGUUUAUGCAAAAGCCCUGGUUCGUGAAACUGCAUUUCAAGUACAGGAGAUGAUUGAGACACUCAAGAAAAACAUGAAGUCGUAAUUUUUUAUGGAGAAUUGGGACUUAUUUAAUGAUUAUUAAUCUCAUGAUGUGAAAAAUCUACUUGCUGAAGAUGUCAUGAAUGAAUCUUGGAUAUUUGAAACAGACCAGCAUGCAUGAAAUUUACUUUGUUUCGCAUCUUGCUGUGCACAUAGACCGUGAGCAGACGUCCCUCUUCUUCGGCGAAGUCCUUUACGCGAGCCAAAAAAAACAAAAAAAACAAAAAAUACAGUAAAAAAAAAAUUGACCUUAAAGGGUCACAAGAGCUUUGGGAGUGAUGCGCUUGAAAAUUUGACCUCCUGCGCCGCAUCAACAUCAAUUUUGUGGUUGUUGAUUUUUUUUUGGACUCGUGCGACAGACUUCACCGCAAAGAAGGGACUGCUCAAUCUCUUAUUGAACAAUACUUUUAGGAAAUAUCCACACUUAAAAAAUAACAUCAACCAUUCGAAAAACGAAGCAAAAAACGUACGAAUUUCUUACAUUUACGAGAUUACCUGACUUGAAUUACUAAAACUUACGAGCAGAAAACUGCGCAGCUUUGAGUAGAAAAUUAUUAAAACUGUACGAUUUCAAGACAAAAAGUUCUAUUAAACAACACUUUUGGGACAUGUCAACACCUCAAAAUGGUAUUUACUGUUCUAAUGAAGAGUCCCCAACUUCGCAAAGCCUCAUUUGAAGUCAGAUUUAAGCAUAAUAAUUCGCAUCACUUUUGGGAAUGAAUUAUCGUUAACUCCAAAACUAAUUUUUGUCGUUUGAAAGAGCUACAUGCUCACUGUUUUUUGAAACGAGAAUUAUUUAGCAUAUUUUCUUUUCAUUUUGAGCUCCAAAAGGUCUGGCUCAAUCGAGAUAGAACGGCAAAACAAUCUGGGAAGUUAUGAAACCUCGCGGCUAAACUCGACGUGAAUUUUCAGCCGAAGUGAAACUUCACACUACACGUUAAGGAGGCACGGCCGGAGUUGCGCGCGCGCGUAGUGGAACCAUUACUCUCGGGUGUGAUUGAAAGAGGUCAGUGACACAAAGAUUACGUUUAUGUUUGUCGAGGAAAAAU
Messenger RNA from Pocillopora verrucosa, 1754 nucleotides. Its product is annotated as sigma non-opioid intracellular receptor 1-like. Gene Ontology annotation, cellular component: endoplasmic reticulum. NCBI's taxonomy places the organism in Eukaryota, Metazoa, Cnidaria, Anthozoa, Scleractinia, Pocilloporidae. The record is from RefSeq and is a predicted model, not a curated record.